UCCAUCUCCAGGCUCCUACCCACACUUGGAAACCCUAGCCGCCCCUUCGCAGCUUCGCUUCCUUGCCUCCCUCUUCCGCCGUGGCUUGCCCUCUGAUGCCCUGCUGACCUACCCAUGAAUCAUCGCCGUGCGCAGUUAAAAGAGUCAAGAGCCAAAUUUAUCCUUCCUUCCCUGACGUGCCCAUGAAUCAUCGCCCUGCACAGUCCAAAGAGGGAUAAAUUUGGCGAUGGUUCAUGAGUACUUCAACAGGGAAGGAAGGAUAAAUUUGGCUCUUGAUCUUUUUAAGGAGUUGAAGUAGAGGAUUGGCUGUGAACCAAAUGUGGUUACCUGUAUAAUACAAUGAUCUAUGGUUUCUUGAAGCUUAAUUUUUUUCUUGAAGGGUUACUUCUGAUUGAAGGUUGAGCACCCAGAUGCCUCUUUUUUGUGCUAUCGGUGGACAGUCAGGGACAUGACCACUGUUACUUCAAAAAAAUCUAACUGGGCACGGGCACUAGCAUAGUCUUCAAUUCCUAAUGCAGGCUACUCAAACAGCAUUGUUUUUAAUCCAGCUUGUAAUAUAGGAUUCUGAAAUGAUAGAAUAUUUAAUUUACAUUUCGUAAUAUACACUCUAGAACUUGGUGCUUUUCAAUCACCCUUAACUAGUUGUCAUGGUUGCUAAAUCAAGUUGCCUAUGAACGGCAACUUGAUGAUAAUUUUGAGUAAAAUUCUCUUCUUUGAGGGUGGGUUAAUAUCUAUAAAAGCCAGAUAAUAUUUCAAAUGUUUUGCUAAUUCAUUUAAUGUGGAUAAUGAUGACUUUUAAACUGAUAUCGUGGCAUCUUUGCAUAUGCUUGAUUCUGCUGACUCAAGGCACCUAAUGAAGAGUGUUGAGGAGUAUCUAAGGCAUCUUAUAGACAACCAUUGCACUGGAGACCGUAAUGAGAUGGCUUUGUUGCCCGAAGGCAUUACUGACUUGCUGCGUCAUGAAAUGCUAUCUGUGCCAUUGGUUGAACUUUCAGAAACUCUGUCCAGAUUGUGCCUUGACUAUCCAGAUCUAAGCAUAAGUUGUCACCGUAAGGCUAGAACAGGGCCUCUCAUCAUCAAUUUUACUGGAAAGGACCAGAUGAGAGUUGAGUUGGCUGUGAAGGUGGUUUCUCAGAAGUAUCAUGGAGCAUUUUCUGAAUUCAAUUUUGAGGGAGUUUUAAAGAAUUCAAAAGGAAGAGCUGUUUUUUCUCAAUAGGUGAUGCGCAGAUGUGUUCAGCUGAUCAUUCGGAGGACCAAGUUUACUUCACCAGAAUCUAGGUGGUGUUAUUUCUCCAAGACAAAUAUACCAAGAAAUUGUUGGAGCUUUGAUUCGGAAUUCUCUGCUUUCCCCUGUUAAAUUGCUCUGUUAUUUUCUUUUUCGGUUUUUUUUAGACAAAAGAUGAAAGAAUUAUCAUAUAGUUAUUUGUAUGACUUGACAAUCAAUGUGUCAUUCUAAUAACCAGAGAUCUCAUUAAACUCU
This is a messenger RNA of Dioscorea cayenensis subsp. rotundata (Guinea yam), 1480 nucleotides long. RefSeq lists its product as uncharacterized. The coding region runs from base 824 to 1216 and encodes 130 amino acids. The transcript is spliced from 5 exons. The record is from RefSeq and is a predicted model, not a curated record. Lineage: Eukaryota; Viridiplantae; Streptophyta; Magnoliopsida; Dioscoreales; Dioscoreaceae.